Ostrinia furnacalis (Asian corn borer) is the source of this 650-nucleotide messenger RNA. RefSeq names its product tctex1 domain-containing protein 3-like. Lineage: Eukaryota; Metazoa; Arthropoda; Insecta; Lepidoptera; Crambidae. Gene Ontology annotation, molecular function: dynein intermediate chain binding. The record is from RefSeq and is a predicted model, not a curated record. Gene Ontology annotation, cellular component: cytoplasm; cytoplasmic dynein complex. Gene Ontology annotation, biological process: microtubule-based movement. The coding region runs from base 93 to 650 and encodes 185 amino acids. The transcript is spliced from 3 exons.
CAGCAUUUUUCACCAAACAACCAUAGCAAGAAACAAUAUUCUAAUAUCUCGUUAAAGCCUAUCAGAAUCAAGCAGGACAAGUAAAAUUCAAAAUGGGAGACGCCGAAUUGAAAAAGAGCAAGGUUUCAAUGCUGGCUGUGAACCAGUCUACUACCAAAUCCCUGGCAGCUCUGGGGCAGAAAUCCCUAAGCAGGAUGAAAAUUAGAAGACCAUCUUUUGGAUUUACUGGAGUUCCUGGAAUCAAGCCCGUUGAAAGAACGUCCCAGCUCGCCUUCGAAUUCAAACGACCACCUCUGGUGUACAGCCCUACCUUCCAACUAGACCCCCACGAAAAGUUCCACCUAGAACAUGUCACAAAGAUCGUGGAGGAAAUGAUUGACGAGAACUUCGCCGGACACAAGUAUAAUGUUCAGGAAUCCCCAGCUCUGGCUCUUCGUCUAGCAGGGGAACUGAUGCGCAAGAUCAAAGCCAUGGCCUUUAACCGCUACCGCGUCAUUUCCGUGGUCACCAUCGGCCAAAAGCGAUCCCAGAGCUUCAAUAACGCCAUAUCCUUCAUAUGGGACUUCGAAAGAGACAACUACGUUGAAUCCCAUAGAGAAACAGCAACUGCCUUCAUCCAGAUCACACUGUUCGCUAUCUACCUCGAUUAA